Python bivittatus (Burmese python) is the source of this 4300-nucleotide messenger RNA. It is a transcript of the gene CHERP, whose product is annotated as calcium homeostasis endoplasmic reticulum protein. Gene Ontology annotation, cellular component: perinuclear region of cytoplasm. The record is from RefSeq and is a predicted model, not a curated record. Lineage: Eukaryota; Metazoa; Chordata; Lepidosauria; Squamata; Pythonidae. Gene Ontology annotation, molecular function: RNA binding. Gene Ontology annotation, biological process: intracellular calcium ion homeostasis; RNA processing.
GGGCUUCUUUUACGAUAGAGAAGCGCUCGGCGGCUGGCGGGGCCUAGUGUGACCGAAGACGCUCUUGAGUGUUUGUCCUCCCUUUCCUUUACCGCCAUGGAGAUGCCGCCCCCGCCGCUGCCGCCCCCGCCCGAAGAUCAAGAACUACGCAAUGUCAUUGACAAAUUGGCCCAGUUUGUGGCACGGAAUGGUCCUGAGUUUGAGAAGAUGACAAUGGAAAAGCAAAAGGAAAAUCCCAAGUUCUCAUUUCUAUUUGGAGGAGAUUUCUAUGGCUAUUACAAGUAUAAGCUGGCUCUGGAGCAGCAACAGUUAUUGUGCAAGCAAAGCCAAGAUAUUGAGGCUACCCCACAGAUGCAACCAAUUCCCCAGCCACCUUUGGCUCCUUCCACCCCUAUCGCCACUCCUCAGGGGACCCCUUCCAUGGAGGAAUUGAUCCAGCAGAGCCAAUGGAAUCUGCAGCAGCAGGAACAGCAUCUCCUUGCUUUGAGACAGGAACAAAUUACCUCUGCAAUAGCUCUGGCUAUUGAGCAGCAAAUGCAGAAAGUCUUGGAGGAAACCCAGUUGGACAUGAAUGAGUUUGAUAACUUGCUACAACCAAUCAUUGACACAUGCACCAAAGAUGCUAUCUCAGCUGGAAAGAACUGGAUGUUCAGUAAUGCCAAAUCUCCCCAGCAUUGUGAGCUAAUGGCUGGGCAUCUGCGCAACCAGAUCACUGCCGAGGGGGCACAUUUUGAGCUGCGACUACAUUUAAUCUAUCUGAUUAACGACGUCCUCCACCAUUGCCAGCGGAAGCAACAACGUGAUCUCCUGGCUGCUCUGCAAAAGGUGGUAGUGCCCAUAUACUGCACUAGCUUCCUGGCUGUGGAGGAGGACAAGCAACAGAAGAUCGCCAGGCUCCUUCAGCUGUGGGAGAAAAAUGGCUACUUUGAUGAAUCGAUUAUCCAGCAGCUCCAGAGUCCAGCCCUUGGACUCGGGCAGUAUCAGGCUACCCUGAUCACAGAAUAUGCCAGUGUUGUGCAGCCAGUGCAGGUUGCGUUUCAGCAGCAGAUUCAGACUUUGAAAACACAGCAUGAGGAGUUUGUCAACAGCCUCACGCAGCAGCAGCAGCAGCAGCAGCAGCAGCAACAGCAGCAGCAGCAGCAACAAAUGCAAAUUCCCCCUCUGGAAAGUGAAGUGAAACCAGCUCCUCCGGCCUCAGCUCCUCCUCCAACUACUUCCAUUGCACAAGCAGAUGAAGGGAAGGCUCAGCUGCCCCUUGCAGGCUCCACAGAAUACGAAGCCACUGGAGCUGGGCCACCUGAUCCUGCUGCACCUGGACCUCGUGGACCUGGGCCUCAUGAUCACAUUCCUCCCAAUAAGCCACCCUGGUUUGAUCAGCCACAUCCUGUCACGCCUUGGGGCCAACAGCAGCCCCCCGAUCAACCUCCAUUCCCACACCAUCAAGGUCCUCCCCACUGCCCUCCGUGGAACAGUAACCAUGAAGGGAUGUGGAACGAACAGAGGGAACCUGGCUGGAACAAUCAGCGUGAAGCGCCCUGGAACAACCAACCAGACCCAUCCUGGAAUAAUCAGUUUGAAGCUCCCUGGAACAACCAGCACGAGCAGCCGCCAUGGGGUGGGGGCCAGAGAGAACCCCCCUUCCGCAUGCAACGCCCACCUCACUUUAGGGGGCCUUUCCCCCCUCACCAGCAGCACCCCCAGUUCAAUCAGCCUCCUCAUCCACAUAACUUCAACCGCUUCCCACCUCGCUUCAUGCAAGAUGAUUUCCCCCCACGGCAUCCCUUUGAACGGCCUCCAUAUCCACAUCGCUUUGACUACCCUCAGGGGGAUUUCCCUCAGGAAAUUGGACCACCUCACCACCACCCUGGACACCGCAUGCCACAUCCUGGAAUCAGUGAGCACCCUCCAUGGGGUGGGCCGCAGCACCCUGACUUUGGACCUCCUCCCCAUGGCUUCAACGGACAGCCACCUCACAUGCGCAGGCAGGGGCCACCUCACGUUAACCAUGACGACCCGAGUCUGGUGCCAAAUGUCCCUUACUUUGAUCUCCCUGCUGGACUCAUGGCUCCUCUUGUCAAACUGGAAGAUCAUGAGUACAAGCCUUUGGAUCCCAAGGACAUCCGCCUGCCCCCUCCGAUGCCUCCCAGUGAGAGAUUGCUGGCUGCAGUUGAAGCCUUUUAUAGUCCCCCAUCCCAUGAUAGGCCAAGAAACAGUGAGGGCUGGGAGCAGAAUGGACUGUAUGAGUUCUUUAGAGCAAAGAUGCGAGCCCGGCGCCGCAAAGGGCAAGAGAAAAGAAACAGUGGCCCCUCCCAAUCCCGCAGCAGGUCUAAAAGCAGGGGCCGCUCUUCUUCCCGCUCCAAUUCAAGGUCUUCAAAAUCCUCUGGCUCAUAUUCAAGAUCUCGAUCACGAUCCUGCUCCCGAUCACGGUCCUACUCCCGGUCUCAGUCCAGGAGUAGGAGCCGAUCCCGGUCUUCACGAAGUCGCUCCCGCUCCAGGUCCAGAUCAAAAUCCUACUCCCCUGGUAGGCGACGCCGGUCCCGAUCUCGCAGUCAGACACCUCCCUCUGCAGCUGGAUUGGGCUCUAGUUCAGGACCUCCCAUACCAGAAUCCAGACUUGGAGAGGAGAAUAAAGGACAUCAGAUGCUGGUGAAAAUGGGAUGGAGUGGAUCUGGGGGCUUGGGUGCCAAGGAGCAAGGGAUCCAGGACCCUAUUAAAGGAGGGGAUAUCAGAGACAAAUGGGAUCAAUAUAAGGGUGUGGGAGUAGCCCUAGAUGAUCCCUAUGAGAAUUACCGCAGGAACAAAAGCUAUUCCUUUAUUGCUCGUAUGAAGGCCAGAGAUGAAAGUAAGUGCCCAGUUUAGCAGGUUAAGAAUACUCUAAUCAGGGCAAAUAAACUUUUGGAUAGUUUCCAUAAGGUUAGCAAGCCUUUGGCUAAAAGGGAAUUCUUGCUUUAGGAGGAUGUGUUGGUUGCUUUUGGUGCUGAUGCUUAACAAGCAGCAGCAAGAAGGUGCUGCUGUAAACCAUCUUUGUCUUUCUGAAUGUAGUGUAUGCACAUUUAAAAGAAUAAAAAGGAAGUGUUAUCUACCUUUCUAAGAAUAAUGUUAAGUUCUUAAUGUUUGGACUAAGCUUGGGUGUAUCUGAAGGAUGCCCAGUAACAACUGCAUGUGUUGAAAUUGAGGGCAGCGCAAACCAAUAGCAAAUGUUUCUGCAAAUCUUUCCCUUUGGAUUGGCUACAGAAAUUCCUAGUGUGUACAGGUAUGCAAAAAGUUUUGAAGUCAAAACUCCAUUCCAAGUGUGGAACUAUUUUUUUAGUGCAAAAUGGGCUGUUUUGGUCAUUUCAGAAGUGUUUCGAGCUCCCCAAUUCAGAGUUUAUAUCUUUCUGACAAUUAUAUUUUUCUCCUAAAGGCUAAUGGUGCUUCAAGUGGAGGAAGCCAGAUAGCUACCAAGUACUGGGCAAAUGAAUCAAGAAUCUACUGUACAUUCUAAAUCCCCAAGAUACCCCUCUGCAGCCAUCACAGCUCCAUCCAGAACAGAGGGCUUAACCACUCAACAGUUACUUCUAGAAGUUUAAGGAUUUGUAACAAGAAAAAAAAUAUUUAGGCCUUUUAUAUUUUUGUAUAUAUCCUUUUAAGAAGAAUUAAGAGGAGUGCUGUAGACUGACUCAUCUGUAGCACCGUCGCAUUUCCCUGCUUGUUUCAAAAUAUGAAGCAUUCCUAGAAACCCCAUUUGAAAACACCUUUUGUAACUGUGGGUGCCCAUAGAUCAGCAGUUCUAAGUGAUCUAAGGCUUGCCCUGAGCGAACUGAAAGAACCAUUUUCCUCCCUAUCCAGUAGAAUUGUUCUUUCACAGCCAUCCAUUUUGACAUGAUAAGGUAGCAACUGUUGUAGACUGACUUACUGUAGCUGUGAAAUUUACUCAUCUUUCAACUACCUUCUGUCAUGAGUCAGCUACCAUCUUGUAUUUACUGUUGCCUUCCAAUAAAGACUUUUUUCUAUAUAAGGAUGAGAUUUAUUAAUAGGUGAUGCAGCCAUGGAGUAUUUUCUCAGUCUCAUUUCAUACUGCAAAUGUAGAGGAAGGUUUCAAGAUUGGCUUUUUUAAUUUGCAGCACUGAAUUGUACACUGCGUCAGAAUGUGAUAAAGAAAAGAGAUCUUUCCUUAUCUCUGUCAAGGUUUCUCUUCAAAGGUCCUGUUAAAUGCAUGUUUCAAGUUGUGAUUCCCAAGACUUGUGCUUGACCUGGACUGAAGAAACUACCUCUUUAGCUCUUUCAGAAAUUCUGGUGCUGUCUGUUGUCUAAUGAGCCU